AUGGCAGCAUCCCACAUAACCUCUCCCAACGAGCCGUACCCGCGGCCGGAGCACCUCGCGCAGGCGACGACGUCGCACCGGCAGGGCAACUUCGUGAUCUCGUCGCGGAAGCUGCCGAUCUCGAAGGCGGGGCCGAUCGACGCGAUGGAGAAGGCGCUCGGGAUCCCCGUGCCGGAGAUGAUCUUCGGCGACAACGUGGUGGCGGUGCGGCACGGGCCGACGGGCUGGGGGAUCGAGUUCAGCGCGCGCGACGCGCUCGACGCCGUCGACAAGACGGACCGCCACAUGCUCCAGGUCGCCUACGCCAAGAGCUGGUCCGCGAGCCGCGAGCAGACGAGCGCGGGCAUCAGGGACGUCGUCAAGCCCUAUGAUUGGAGCUAUAGCACGACGUAUAAGGGCACCGUGGUGUCGUCUUCGCCGUUGCUGCCGCUGCCGCCGCCGCCGCCGCCUGGUCCCGGUGCAGCGGAAACUUCAGCAAAGAGCAGUAGUAGUGGGGUAGGCGAUGAUGGGGGUGAGGACACAGCACCAGAAGCAAUCACCGAAGAAGAAAGCGAAAGAAGGAAGAAGCUGCAGUUCCAGCCCAGCAGCAGGCCGAUACCGAUCGAGCUGCUGAAGCGGCGGGACCCGAUCCUGUUCUUCGACGAGGUGAUGCUGUACGAGAGCGAGCUGGAUGACAACGGCAUCAGCGUGCUCAGCGUCAAGGUCCGCGUCCACGAGCACCGCAUGCUGCUGCUGGCCCGCCUCUACAUGCGCCUCGACAACGUCGUCGCCCGCAUCCGCGACACCCGCGUCUACGUCGACUUCGCGCAGGAGGAGGUCACGCGCGAGUAUACCGCCAAGGAGCUCGGCUUUGAGGAGGUUAAGAGGAAACUCCUCAUGACGGGACUGGUGCCCGAUGCCGUUACAGCGGCGUUGCGCGACGCGAAUAAAAUCGCCGAUUUGCUUCCUAUCGUUGAGCAGACGCUAGAGAGUGUCUCGUUAAAGUCGUAAGAUGAAAAUAUUGACCCGAGUUAAAAAAAGAAAAAGAAAAAAAAACAAAGAGAGAGAGAGAGAGAGAGAGCAGAAGUAAGCGGCGGCUCCGUUUCGCUGGAUAAACAGCGGGCAGGGCAGGCGGGAAGGAAGGUAAGUAGAUACCUACCUAGGUAGCAUACUGACGAGGUUUAUGACUGGAUGCAUGAUAUUGGCGUUCUUGAGGCCCGGGUACGAAAAACUCGGCUCUGAAAUCGUGGUUAGACGAUUGCGAUUUUAUGAUUAUAGGCAUACAAGAGAAGGGGAGCGGGAGAAAGAAAGACGAACGUCACAUGUAUAUCAUAGGAUUUGAUGUCGUGGAGAAGUCGGAAUAAACAAAUAAGUCUUGAAGUAUAACACUGUACCUAGGAACUUAUUUGUUGUGUAGGCUCCAUUGGUGUGUUUGCUCCAUUUGCUAUAGACAAUAUAAAACAAAGGGGGCGACGAGUUGACACGUUAGGUACGUGGUCUGAAAGUCUCUCUCUCAACUCUAGUAAUAAAUAGCCCCCCUCCCCUCCCGGAUC
Molecule: messenger RNA, 1532 nt
Organism: Hypoxylon fragiforme
Lineage: Eukaryota; Fungi; Ascomycota; Sordariomycetes; Xylariales; Hypoxylaceae
Product: TIP41-domain-containing protein
Exons: 2
Coding region: 1-990 (329 amino acids)
Biological process (GO): TOR signaling
Cellular component (GO): cytosol
Source: RefSeq, a predicted model, not a curated record